GACACAGACCAAGGGAUUAUUCGAGAGAGAGACUGGACCAAUCAAGUGUAUGAUAUCAUCGGGUUGGUUAACCCCUACCGCUCACAUACUCGCGCCGGGUUGUCUGAGGUAAUCAUCAAAUUGUCUGAACAUUAUUUCCAGGAUUGUUUCUCAACAUCUGAGACAGACCAAUCCUCUCAAGAUGCAUCGGAUCUUAUUGGCCAUGCUAUUUUCCGUAGUUUUGGCUGAGAGGACGCCUAGGCUGAAAUUUGUUAUCCAAGAACCAGACAGGUUUCAUUUCGAGAAACCAGAGAACUACAUGACUGUAUACCACAAGCAGGGAACUGAUGUCCUCUACGUGGGAGGCCAGGCAGUUAUCUAUAUGCUGACAUUCACUGACAAAGGAGUCCAAGACACGAAGAUCCCAGUUGUCACAAAUCAGAAUGUCAAGGAGACAUGCCUCUCCAAAACUGCCUGGGGCACGCUAGACUGUGAUAAUUUCAUCACCGUUCUUGAAGAAGUCAAUGGUACAUUUGUGGUUUGUGGAACAAACGCAGGCUCUCCCAAGUGCUGGCUUCUGAACAACACUGUGCUCAGUGAGGUGCCCAAAGAUGGACGCAUGACCGCCGCGUCAGACAUCUUCCCCCGCUUCCCCUCCCACCGCUCCGUCAGCCUCUCAGCAGAGGGGAGUCUCUACGCUGCCCUGUCGACAGUGGAUCAGCAGCAGGGUUCUAUCCGUCGAGUCUUGGGGUCUGGACGGCUACUCAAAACCGAGAGCAAAUGGCUCCUCAACCCCCAGUUUGCGGGAGCGGCCUUAAUCCCAGCAUCGCACAAACACAAGGAGGAGAUCUAUUUCAUGUUCAGUGAGGUCAACAAGACGGCCAGUGUGGACGAGGAGCUCUACAGGGCACGUAUUGCACGUGUCUGCCUGACUGACCAGGGGGGUGCGAAGAACAUCCUGCCAGACUCCUGGACCACCUUCCUGAAGGCCCGAGUGAUGUGUGGCAGUGGGAACACCGCGCAGCAGUACAACAACAUCAAGCAGGCCUACGUCCUGACAUCGCAGAGGACUGGCAUCAUGUACGGUCUCUUCUCCAAUGCCUGGGAAACGACAGUUGUUUGUGCCUACUCCAUUGAAGACAUUGACCAGGCCUUCUCCACAUCCAAACUGAAAGGCUAUAACAGCCCUCUUAUUGGACAGCGCCCUGGAACAUGCACUGUGAACACCACAACACCUCCAAACACCAAGACCCUUGAGGUCAUCCGAGAUCACCCCGAGAUUGAGGAUGUGAUACGACCAAUCGGUUACGCUCCUUUGGACUUGCCCACGGACGACCAUUUCACUCAUAUCGUCAUGGGUACUGCGCUGGCUGUCAACGGCGAACACUAUAGUGUGGUCUAUCUCGGCACAGAGCAGGGAAAGGUGCUGAAGGUCCUCCACACUUUUGAUGAGGCAUUCAUCAUUUCCCAGUUCUCUCUCUUCCAUAACGAGGGGCCAGUACUGAGCAUGGCCAUAGACUCCCAGAAGGGUCACCUCUACGUGGGUACCUCCACAGAGAUCCAGCGUGUUCCCCUCGCAGACUGCAGUCGUUAUGGAGACAGCUGUCGAGAGUGUAUCCUGUCUAGAGACCCUUACUGUGGUUGGGACCGUGCAAAAAGGAAGUGCUUGGCCAUCCCAGCUGGAUACAACAUUAGCACUGGUGCACUCAGCCAAAACCUUGAUCAGUCCAACGCCUCAAUCUGCGGAGAUGUUAAAGCCAUGAAGAGCCGAGCCACGGUGCCUAAAGAUGUGGUCAUUAACUCCAAAGGUCCUGUCCUGCUCCCGUGCCCUGUCCGCUCCUACCACGCCACAUAUCGCUGGGAAAAGGACGACUGUAGCAAGCACUAUCCCUGCACCAUCUCAGGGACCUCCUGCGUGCUGGCGCCCACACCCGAGCUGCCUUUGAAGGAAGGUGUGUUCCGUUGCAUGGCCGUGGAAGACGGCUUCAAACAGGAAGUGGUGUCCUAUCGCCUGGUGUUCAAUGGCAGUCCACUUCCUGUCUCCUUGGCCUCCACCCUGAGCGUCUCUGUUCUUCUGGCCGCGUCCACCCUUUGGCUUCUGUAGGUCUGUGUUCCCCGUACCCCCUACCCCCACAUUGGUGAGCGAGUGAGUGAGUGAUGGACAAGAUGAUCUCAAGGUUAGGUUCGCAGAGCAGCGUUGCAGGCCUGGGUGAAUGAAUGACGUGAGUUGACCCUGUCUGUGUGUCACUCUUGGCUGUUUACGGCCUGCGUGAAUACUAGGAUUGUAGUACUUGAGUCUGGUCUCGAGACCACAAAUGAAUGGCCUUCGUCUUUACACUGUUCUCCAACAUGAAUUUUUACUUACCUUCAUCCCGAUGUCACCAGAGACCUGAUCUGAAUCACAAACCAAAAAUUGCAGAAAUAAUUUUGUUAAAAACAAUUCUGUCUUUUUUUGCCCCACUCAUGCAGCUGUGCCACCCCCUGCUACUUAGAACUGAUCAAGGCUUUGGCCUCUUGUCUCCUAACUAUUAUGGUAGUUUCAAGAAGGUACUUAAAGUCUCAAGAAUUCAAGUAGUGGUCUUGGCCUUGUCAUGCUUUUUGGUUGUGGGUUUUUAUGCAGUCCUCGUUGUUCUGGCCCAUUAUACAAGACAAUACAGGCCGAGAUCGUAGAUCAUCCAUUUGCAGCUUAUAGUUUUGCAAUAUGGCAAAUACAGCUUUUCUCUCUGAAAGUGCACUUCAGAUGGAAGUGGCUCAUGAAUUCUCUUUGGAGCUUAUUACAGUGACAAAAAUACUGUCCUAUGCUCAGUUCUACUCAGAAAUCAAAUGAUCAUUUAGUCAGUAAGAUCAUUCUUGAUUUACCAUCAAAAUUAACAUCUUCAACUCAUGGUGUAAAGAUUAGAAUCAUCGAAAUAUGGAGGUUAUAUAACCCUUAGAUAACAAAUAAAGAGUAGUGGGCAUAUUGUGAGUGUGGAGAGUUAAUACUAGAUGGGGGUCCGAGAGGGGGGUGUUAUCUGGAGAAAAGCAUAUUUCAUGUUUUAAAAUGUACCUCAGUGACUCAGUGUGUGAGUAGGAGUGGGGUUCAGUGGGAGAGAGAGAGUAAACAAAUAUCAAUAGCCAGAAGCUGGAAAAGGAAAGCUGGGCUUUGUUAUAGUUAAAUAUUAAAUUUGUUUUAAAUUACAUUUCUUGGUCUCGGUCUUGACUCGUACUCUGUCACCUAGAUUUUGUAAUGCCCCCCCCCCCCCCCCCCCUCCCCCCCCCUUCUUAGACUUGGUAGUAUCUUGAUCUGAGGCUCAGAAUUAUGAUCUUCAACACAACAUGAGUAAAAUGCUACAUUUCACCGAUGAAGCCUACAAUUUGCCUGGGGUUAAUACAUUUACUAAUGUUAAGUUAGGUUACCUUUGUAUUAAAUUAAUGAAUACAAAAACAGUACUGUACAACUGCUGAAGUCAUAGUAUGCAUUUAGAAUACAAAUAUGUAUACAUAUAGAUAAUAUAAAUUAUUUUAUACUCAUAUACAAUUUAUGUCUUGCCAAACAUACCAUAUAAUUUUAGUGUAAUUUUUAAAAACUAAUUUGAGUGCUUGGCAAACCUAUCUUUGGAUGCUGUAGGAGGCCUAAUGUCCCUGUUUGUAUUGGUAAAUGCUUUGACACUUGUGUGUAGGAUUUCAUGAAUUCUUAAAGCUUGAAAACUGCUGUAAUAAUGGCAACUAAUGAAUCCUCAAACAGAACAAUUCUGGAAAGUGGAGAACUGGAACUAAAAAGCCUUAACAUAUAUGGGAUGGUAUGUAUCCCUAAGCACAAUUCACAGUGAGAGCAGAGCUAAACUGUUGUUAAUACAUUUGAGAAAUGGCUUUGUGCAUGCCAUAGAGCCUUACUCUUCUUUAUUGUAUUGCAAAGGGAGACAAACCCCAGAGGAUCCACAGGUAUCGAUCCUACGUGUCACUGUGUCCAAGAUCAGUCUGCCGUCACCGCAGGCUCUGUGUCAUUCGUCAGAGCACAUUCCAUAGUUUUGCCUCUGCUUUGGCUUUUCCCAGUUGAGGUCAUCUUAAGUGAAGGUCAAGUUAGUUUGAGUAAAUUGUAGAAUUGCGUUUUGUAGUUGCUGUGAAACGAUGCUUGUGGUUAUAUCAAUACGUAGGUAUUGUGCAUUUUCUCUGCUCUGCAAAUGCCUACUUCCACCAUUGCUGCCUAUUUCCUAAAAACUGACAUUCUAUAUAUUAGUUGUGUAGUAAGGAUUCAUGCAUAAAACACUAACCAUGACCAUCACCAAAUGGCAAAUAACUUCACUGGCAGAGAAAAGGGGACAAUUAUUUGCCUAGUUUGUGAGUGGUAACUGAAGAAACUGAAAGUGCAUUAACCGCUAGAGGUUGAAAUGGAGCUUCAGAUAGCAGUCAUACCCAGUAGAGACUUUCUGGCUUAACUGUGCUAGUAGGUUGUGCUGUAAAAUGGAGCAAGUCUUGUUAUUUCUGAAACUCUGUCUCUCAUAACAGCUGACCCCAAAUACCAAUGAGGUUUUUCAUCCUUCUUUCAUUCCAGCACACAGUAUUAACCCAUCAGAACAACCAAUAUCGGUGUCAAAUGCAACAGAUGUGUUUUGAAUGUAAUUAUGGUUUAUGGACCUUUGCUUGUCCUUGUGGCCCUGAUGUGGCAAAUGUUUCCUCUAACGUCAUUUUCGUAGUGUUAUCAAAUGCCAAAAUAGUGAUGCUGUCGUAAGUGCCAUAUCUAAGUCCUCUGUCUGGCCCACUCAGCUGUGUUGGUAACAGACCAGAGUAGCAGCUGCCAACGUCCAGAACAAGUGAUUUAGUAGUGCUAUACUGUGCUAUACUGUAUAUAAAAUGGAAGACCAGACUAAUUCAGAACUUCUGCUAAACACUUUGACAAACAGCAUAAUGUAUUUGCUAUGUGAAUGUACUGGAUCUGGCGGCUGCAUUUAACUAACACAUGUGAAGAACUGUGCCAAACUCUGCUUCAUGUGAUUACACUUUGGACUAUGUAAUGGCCAUAUAUGUCUGUCUUUGUUUCUUUACUUUUGCCUCCGUAACUGUCAUACAGACACAUUAUCAAUAUAAAAUACCAUAUCUACUAGGCAUAUUGUGGAACAGUGAAAAGGAAUCAGUGUAAACAUUAGGAGCACCAUUUCUAAACAUUUGUUUGCAUACGAGCUAGACGACUGGGCCUGUAAUUUCAUAUUGCCUCAAAUAAAACCAUACCACAAAACACAUGUACAUUAAUAUUAAUUUGGGCCAAGAGAUGUUUUCAAAUGGGAACAAAGAGUCGACAACAAUUGAAUUGAAAACAUUACAUCACUUCUUGCAGCCGAUUAUUCUGAAAUGUAGGCCUACGGAUGAGCGGCAGGGAGGGUUGUUUUCCCAUCAUAUAAAACUGCUGGUACAUUUGCACUGCGUUUUGCCCAAGCAAAGUAUGUAAUUGUUUUUAUUUGUAUCGAUAGUAAAAUUAUUGUUAAGGUCUCUGUUGAUACUGUGUGGCCUCAUGGUACAUCAUGUCAAAUGCCAAAUAACUUACCAGCAUUUAUUUUUUUAACAGGACAGAUGCCUGUAUGAAAUGCAAUACAUCCAAAUGUCAUUGUGUAUCAUCGGCAUACAUUUCCCUGCACUGAAAAUGUACACUGAAAGAAUAAAGUAUUAAACAAAAAGGAA
Molecule: messenger RNA, 5631 nt
Organism: Alosa sapidissima (American shad)
Lineage: Eukaryota; Metazoa; Chordata; Actinopteri; Clupeiformes; Clupeidae
Exons: 14
Coding region: 182-2083 (633 amino acids)
Biological process (GO): neural crest cell migration; positive regulation of cell migration; negative regulation of axon extension involved in axon guidance
Molecular function (GO): chemorepellent activity; semaphorin receptor binding
Source: RefSeq, a predicted model, not a curated record